Elgaria multicarinata webbii is the source of this 2539-nucleotide messenger RNA. It is a transcript of the gene TULP2, whose product is annotated as TUB like protein 2. Gene Ontology annotation, biological process: protein localization to cilium. The coding region runs from base 24 to 1874 and encodes 616 amino acids. Gene Ontology annotation, cellular component: cilium. The record is from RefSeq and is a predicted model, not a curated record. Lineage: Eukaryota; Metazoa; Chordata; Lepidosauria; Squamata; Anguidae. The transcript has 16 exons.
GCUGGGUCGAACCUUAGCCUUGCAUGUCUGAGAUCGGAGGGCCUGGGAGCACUCCUGGGUUCUCUGGAAAGAGGAUGCAGCUGGAUCCGCCCGCUGCUCCAGUGCAGCCAUCUCCGAGACUUAAGAUCCUCAUGGAAUCCGCGAGUAAAAGCCCUUCACCCACCCCUGGGAGCAAUAGUAACGAUGAAGCUGCAAUCAUCCGGAAACAAAAAUUGGAAUUCCAGCGCCGCAUCAUUGAAAAGAAGCAACGGCGCAAACGCCAGGAGCCGCUCAUGGUUCAGGCCAACACGGAUGCCAAGGUGAAGGGGCGCCGGGGGAGGCGCAAGCCCGAAGAACGCAUCCCACUUAUGGAGUCUUGCAGUGAACACAGCCUCUGCAACAGUACAAACAACCCCUUCCUUGUGGAGUCAGUACCAGAGGCCCACCUUGGCGCUCAUAUGUGGGGCAGCUCUGUGCAGAUGAACCGGACACACAGCGGCCAGGGGGAAAGCCAGGCAGCCUGUCCAGAUUUCUCUGAUGAGACGGAGCUUGAGGUGGACAUCCUGGAAGAAACCCUGCCUAUCAACAAGAACGAGUCAGCACCCAAGAAUGGAUGGCAGGCCAAGCGGAGAGAAGGGCAACCCGAUGCCCAACGGCGUGGCCAGAUGUCCAAAUCCAAAAAGGAAGUCUCAUCCCCAAUACAGAAGGUUCCAUCUAUUAUCACGGAUAUGGAAGCCCAUUUAGUUUUCAACAAUGAUCCCCAGAAAGAGGACCUGGAGACUACAGGGUCCAAGGAGACCGUUGGCGAAAUGUGUAACGUCCACAUGCUCCACAACAACUCUGAAAGCGAGGGGGAGUCCUCCCAGGACCUGACUGUACCCCCCACGCCCAUGAAGAAGAAGCCCCGGGACUGGAAGCUUACACACAGAGGGUCUCUCACCAAUGGAAGGAGAAGCCUGAGUGAGGAUGAGGAUGAUGGAGACGAGGACGAAGACGAGGAAGAUGAAGACUUCGAGGACGAGGAGCAGGACAUCCUCAGAAGCGUCAUGUACAUCCGCGAGGAGAUUGAUUUGUCCACCUCUCCAGGUGGGGAAUCCAGUGCCCCGCUGUCCCUCAAGGUAGAGGACAUAGAAGCGUUUGUCCUGAAAGCCGCUCCUCAGGGCAGCACCAUCCAGUGUCGCAUCACACGGGACCGGAAAGGAAUGGACAAGGGCAUCUUCCCCUUUUACUACCUGCAUCUCGAGAUGGAAAAUGGAAAGAAGCGAUUCCUCAUGUCCGGCCGGAAGAGGAAAAAAAGCAAGACUUCCAAUUACCUCAUUUCUCUGGACCCCAUUGACCUGUCACGGGACGGGGACAACUUCAUUGGGAAAGUCAGGUCCAAUGUGCUGGGAACCAAGUUCACUGUCUUUGACAAUGGGAUCAAUCCAGACAAGAAACCUUUCGUCCCAGAAACGGCCCAGCUGCGGCAAGAGCUGGUGGCCAUUUGCUACGAAACUAAUGUUUUAGGAUUCAGGGGCCCACGGAAAAUGACAGUGAUAAUUCCUGGCAUGAAUUCUGACAAUGAGAGGAUCUGCAUCCGUCCUAAAAAUGAACACGAGACGUUACUGAUUCGAUACCAGAACCGGAACAUGCAGAACUUGAUCAAGCUCCAGAACAAGAUGCCAGCUUGGAACGAGGAGACCCAGUCGUACGUGCUCAACUUCCACGGACGCGUCACGCAGGCUUCCGUCAAGAACUUCCAGAUCAUCUCAGAAGAAGACCCUGACUACAUUGUGCUGCAGUUUGGCCGCGUGGCACCUGACGUGUUCACCAUGGAUUACCGAUUCCCGCUCUGCGCAGUUCAGGCCUUUGCCAUUUGCCUGUCCAGCUUUGACGGGAAGCUUGCUUGCGAGUAGAGGGCCGGCCCGACCGACGUCUGACGCUCGACCCCUGCGGCUUUGCUCCGGAUUGCUUCCUGCUGCCUCGUAAAACUGGACACAACCUGUUACGCUUUUCAGAACUGCCCCUCUUUGACCUCUGACCUUCCCAUGUUUUGUCAGGCUGGACCUCCACACGACCCAUGACUGUCACGCUGGCAAGGGCUUUCCCUCUUGCUCUUCUUCCCCCGUUUGAGUUCUGACAAGCUGUUACCUACGAAAGUAUCUCCGCCAUUUCCAAUAACCCUGGAUCUCCUCCUCUUCUGGUUCUGUUCCGAAUUUUCAUUUGACUCCAUGCAACUUAACGUAACCUUGAAAGCUUCACUACUUUGGUUCUUGCUUGCUAGGCCCUAACUCCCUCCUACCCACACGCCUUUCGAAACUAACACGGUAAUAUCCACCUACUCAGGAAACGCACCAUCACACCACAUGUGGAUCACAGCUCCAUUACUGAAGAAACAGCAAAAGUUGAAGGAACAGCUACUUCUGCCAGCUUCAUGAGUUCAGAUCAAGGGAAGGGGCAGCCAUGCUGAUGGGAAGGGGCAGCCAUUUUGAAACAAUGGAUCGAAGCUGCAACCCCAACCCACUUUCCCUUCUCUAUCAAAUUGGGUAAUAGAUUGGAAAUAAAGCUUACCCAGAGAUCA